This is a messenger RNA of Symbiodinium sp. CCMP2592, 7860 nucleotides long. The record is from the annotation of a GenBank genome assembly. NCBI's taxonomy places the organism in Eukaryota, Dinophyceae, Suessiales, Symbiodiniaceae.
AUGGACUUCUCACCUUCAGUGCUUGAUGUUUGUGAGUUUGGACCGCCGCCACCUUUGCGGGGACUCGCGCAGCUUGACCUCCUGCCAUCAGUCCCGGAUUUCAGCUCGCUGGGUUCGCCUCUAUUGUUGAGAGGAACGGGUCGCGUCGGAUUCGUGAUGUCAGUGCUGGAUUCCGUGGGCAUGGGCCCGUCAUCACCUUUACGUGGUCGUGCGCGAUGUGACUUUGCAUUGCUGGCAUCGAGUUUUGUGCAACUCGGCUUGCUGCCGUCCUUGCGCAGCAUGGCCCGGUCAGAACUGGCACUUCUGGUCUUGGACUGCGCCAGUUUUGACCUCUCCUCGUUGUUGCGGAGUGUUGUUCAGGCAGAUCCUGUUCCGUCGGUGUCGGAUAUGGUGCACUUCGGCUUACCGCCGCUCCCUCGAACACCUGCUCGAUCGGAGCUGCCUCUUUUCGUUGCAGAUCUUGCUACUUCCGGCUUCCUGCCGACACUUGCCCGCCCAGGCCUGUCUGUCUCGGCACCAGAUCUUGUGCACCCAGAUCCACUGUCGCCACCACGAGGGUUUCUGCUGCUUGUGCUGGGCACAAGCUGCAUGGACUUCUCACCUUCAGUGCUUGAUGUUUGUGAGUUUGGACCGCCGCCACCUUUGCGGGGACUCGCGCAGCUUGACCUCCUGCCAUCAGUCCCGGAUUUCAGCUCGCUGGGUUCGCCUCUAUUGUUGAGAGGAGCGGUUCGCGUCGGAUUCGUGAUGCCGGUGCCGGAUUCCGUGGGCAUGGGCCCGUCAUCACCUUUACGUGGUCGUGCGCGAUGUGACUCUGCAUUGCUGGCAUCGAGUUUUGUGCAACUCGGCUUGCUGCCGUCCUUGCGCAGCAUGGCCCGGUCAGAACUGGCACUUCUGGUCUUGGACUGCGCCAGUUUUGACCUCUUCUCGUUGUUGCGGAGUGUUGUUCAGGCAGAUCCUGUUCUGUCAGUGUCGGAUAUGGUGCACUUCGGCUUACCGCCGCUCCCUCGAACACCUGCUCGAUCGGAGCCGCCGCUUUUCGUUGCAGAUCUUGCUACUUCCGGCUUCUUGCCGACACUUGCACGCCCAGGCCUGUCUGUCUCGGCACCAGAUCUUGUGCACCCAGAUCCACUGUCGCCACCACGAGGGUUUCUGCUGCUUGUGCUGGGCACAAGCUGCAUGGACUUCUCACCUUCAGUGCUUGAUGUUUGUGAGUUUGGACCGCCGCCACCUUUGCGGGGACUCGCGCAGCUUGACCUCCUGCCAUCAGUCCCGGAUUUCAGCUCGCUGGGUUCGCCUCUAUUGUUGAGAGGAACGGUUUGCGUCGGAUUCUUGAUGUCAGUGCCGGAUUCCGUGGGCAUGGGCCCGUCAUCACCUUUACGUGGUCGUGCGCGAUGUGACUCUGCAUUGCUGGCAUCGAGUUUUGUGCAACUCGGCUUGCUGCCGUCCUUGCGCAGCAUGGCCCGGUCAGAACUGGCACUUCUGGUCUUGGACUGCGCCAGUUUUGACCUCUCCUCGUUGUUGCGGAGUGUUGUUCAGGCAGAUCCUGUUCCGUCGGUGUCGGAUAUGGUGCACUUCGGAUUACCGCCGCUCCCUCGAACACCUGCUCGAUUGGAGCCGCCGCUUUUCGUUGCAGAUCUUGCUACUUCCGGCUUCCUGCCGACACUUGCACGCCCAGGCCUGUCUGUCUCGGCACCAGAUCUUGUGCACCCAGAUCCACUGUCGCCACCACGAGGGUUUCUACUGCUUGUGCUGGGCGCAAGCUGCAUGGACUUCUCACCUUCAGUGCUUGAUGUUUGUGAGUUUGGACCGCCGCCACCUUUGCGGGGACUCGCGCAGCUUGACCUCCUGCCAUCAGUCCCGGAUUUCAGCUCGCUGGGUUCGCCUCUAUUGUUGAGAGGAACGGUUUGCGUCGGAUUCGUGAUGUCAGUGCUGGAUUCCGUGGGCAUGGGCCCGUCAUCACCUUUACGUGGUCGUGCGCGAUGUGACUCUGCAUUGCUGGCAUCGAGUUUUGUGCAACUCGGCUUGCUGCCGUCCCUGCGCAGCAUGGCCCGGUCAGAACUGGCACUUCUUGUAUCGGAGGCCGCAACUCCAGAUUUGCUGUUACCGUUGCGAGGGGUUGCACAUGCUGAGCCGGCUGCAUUUGCUUUGGACUCCACUCACUUCGCCUCUUUUCUGCUGCUCCACAGCCACGCACACAUGGGUUCCUCGCCGCUUGCGCCUGACUUUGCGCAAGCAGGCUUGUUCUUGUUGCUGCAAUGCCACAGCCAUGCAGACUCCCCUCCUCCGGCUGUUGGCGUUGCACGCUUGGGCUUUUCCACAUCAGUUCUCGGCCAUGCCACAUCAGGGCCACUGCCGUCUUUGCAGGGCUGCGCACGAUGUGCCCGCAUCGAGAGUGCUUUGCUGGCACUUGACCCCGCUCAUUUGGCAGCAUCGCCGGGUCCACCACCGUCUCUGCAAAGCGCAGCAUGUUUCGACCCAGCUCUGCCGGCACUUGAUGGCGUUCAUCUUGGAUCCUCUCUUCUGCUGCGAGGACCGUCAUGGCUGGGGCCGUCAGUGUCCGCGUCAGGGGUUGCAGCCUUCGGCCCAUCCUUGCCGUUGAGGGGCACGGCCCAGGCCGACCUUGCUGCAUUUGUUUUGGACUGUACUCACCUCGCCUCCUUGCUGCUGCUCCACAGCCAUGCACACCUGGGUGCCUCGCCCCUUGCGCCUGACUUUGCGCAAGCAGGCUUGUUCUUGUUGCUGCAAUGCUACAGCCAUCCAGACUCCCCUCCUCCGGCUGUUGGCAUUGCACGGCUGGGCUUUUCCACAUCAGUUCUCGGCCAUGCCACGUCAGGGCCACUGCCGUCUUUGCAUGGCUGCGCAUGCCCGGGCACCUCUCCUUCCGUACUGGAACUUGCUCAACUGGGCUUUCCUUCGCCACUGCACGGAUGUGCCUGCAUUGAGAGUGCUUUGCCGGCGCUUGACCCCGUGCACUUGGACUCGCAGUGUCGCCUGGCUCACCUCCGUCUCUGCGUAGUGCAGCAUGUCUCGACCCAGCUCUGCCGGCACUUGAUGGCGUUCAUCUUGGAUCCUCUCUUCUGCUGCGAGGCCGACCUUGCUGCUUUUGUUUUGGACUCCACUCACCUCGCCUCCUUGCUGCUGCUCCACAGCCAUGCACACCUGGGGCCACUGCCGUCUUUGCAGGGCUGCGCACGCCCGGGCACCUUUCCUUCCGCACUGGAACCUGCUCAACUGGGCUUUCUUUCGCCACUGCACGGAGCUGUUCGUGAACCGAGCCUGCUUCGUCCGUACUGGAAGCAGCGACCGUCAUGGCUGGGGCCGUCAUUGUCCGCAUCAGAGGUUGCAGCGUUGGGCUCAUCCUUGCCUUUGCGAUGUUUUGCUUGCAUGGAGUCAGUGUCGUCGAUGGUUGGCAUGAGCUGGGUGGAUGCCUCAAUUUCAGUUCCGGGUCUGGCUGAGCUCGGACUGCCAUUAUCUCUUCGCGGAUGCGCGAGGGUUGGCUUUGCCCCACUUGCAUCAGACUGCGUGGCACCGGGGCUGCUGCUGCCGUCACGAGGCAUGGCACAUGUUGGUUUUCUGAUGCUCGCGUUGGAGUUUGUGGGCUCGGGUCCUUUGUCGUCUUUGCGCAGUCGUUCGCAAUGUGACUCGUUACCGUCGGCAUUGAGCUUUGUGCAGUCUGGCUUGCCUCUGCCUCUUCGUGCAGUGUCCUGUUCAGAGUCUGCCCUUCUCGUGCUGGAAGUCGCCAGCUUGGGUUUCUCGUUAUUAUUGAGAGGCACGGCCCAGGCCGACCUUGCUGCAUCUGUUUUGGACUCCACUCACUUCGCCUCUUUACUGCUGAUUCGCAGCCAUGCACACCUGGGUGCCUCGCCCCUUGCGCCUGACUUUGCGCAGGCAGGCUUGUUCUUGUUGCUGCAAUGCUACAGCCAUGCAGACUCCCCUCCUCUGGCUGUUGGCAUUACUCGGUUGGGCUUUUUCACAUUAGUUCUCGGCCAUGCCACGUCAGGGCCACUGCCGUCUUUGCAGGGCUGCGCAUGCCCGGGCGCCUCUCCUUCCGCACUGGAACUUGCUCAACUGGGCUUUCCUUCGCCACUGCACGGAUGUGCCUGCAUUGAGAGUGCUUUGCCGGCGCUUGACCCCGUGCACUUGGCAGUGUCGCCCGGCUCACCUCCCUCUCUGCACAGCGCAGCAUGUUUGGACCCAGCUCUGCCGGCACUUGAUGGCGUUCAGCUCGGGUCCUCUCUUCUGCUGCGAGGACCGUCAUGGCUGGGGCCGUCAUUGUCCGCAUCAGAGGUUGCAGCGUUGGGCUCAUCCUUGCCUUUGCGAUGUUUUGCUUGCAUGGAGUCAGUGUCGUCGGUGGUUGGCAUGAGCUGGGUGGAUGCCUCAAUUUCAGUUCCGGGUCUGGCUGAGCUCGGACUGCCAUUAUCUCUUCGCGGAUGCGCGAGGGUUGGCUUUGCCCCACUUGCAUCAGACUGCGUGGCACCGGGGCUGCUGCUGCCGUCACGAGGCAUGGCACAUGUUGGUUUUCUGAUGCUCGCGUUGGAGUUUGUGGGCUCGGGUCCUUUGUCGUCUUUGCGCAGUCGUUCGCAAUGUGACUCGUCACCGUCGGCAUUGAGCUUCGUGCAGUCUGGCUUGCCUCUGCCUCUUCGUGCAGUGUCCUGUUCAGAGUCUGCCCUUCUCGUGCUGGAAGUCGCCAGCUUGGGUUUCUCGUUAUUAUUGAGAGGCACGGCCCAGGCCGACCUUGCUGCAUCUGUUUUGGACUCCACUCACUUCGCCUCUUUACUGCUGAUUCGCAGCCAUGCACACCUGGGUGCCUCGCCCCUUGCGCCUGACUUUGCGCAGGCAGGCUUGUUCUUGUUGCUGCAAUGCUACAGCCAUGCAGACUCCCCUCCUCUGGCUGGCCACUGCCGUCUUUGCAGGGCUGCGCACGCCCGGGCACCUUUCCUUCAGUACUGGAACCUGCUCAACUGGGCUUUCUUUCGCCACCGCACGGACGUGCUUGCAUCGAGACCUGCUUCGUUCGUACUGGAAGCAGCGUCGCUGGGUCCACCACCGUCUCUGCAUAGCGCAGCAUGUUUCGACCCAGCUCUGCCGGCACUGGAUGGCGUUCAGCUCGGGUCCUCUCUUCUGCUGCGAGGACCGUCAUGGCUGGGGCCGUCAUUGUCCGCAUCAGAGGUUGCAACAUUGGGCCCAUCAUUGCCGUUGAGGGGCACGGCCCAGGCCGACCUUGCUGCAUUUGUUUUGGACUGUACUCACCUCGCCUCUUUGCUGCUGCUCCACAGCCAUGCACAAUUCGGUUCCUCGCCCCUUGCGCCUGACUUUGCGCAUGCAGGCUUGUUUUUGUUGCUGCAAUGCUACAGCCGUCCAGACUUUCCUCCUCCGGCUGGCCGCUGCCGUCUUUGCAGGGCUGCGCAUGCCCGGGCACCUCUCCUUCCGUACUGGAACUUGCUCAACUGGGCUUUCCUUCGCCACUGCACGGACGUGCUCGCAUCGACACCUGCUUCGUCCGUGCUGGAAGUAGCAUCGCUGGGUCCACCGCCGUCUCUGCAUAGCGCAGCAUGUUUCGACCCAGCUCUGCCGGCACUGGAUGGCGUUCAGCUCGGGUCCUCUCUUCUGCUGCGAGGACCGUCAUGGCUGGGGCCGUCAUUGUCCGCAUCAGAGGUUGCAGCGUUGGGCUCAUCCUUGCCUUUGCGAUGUUUUGCUUGCAUGGAGUCAGUGUCGUCGGUGGUUGGCAUGAGCUGGGUGGAUGCCUCAAUUUCAGUUCCGGGUCUGGCUGAGCUCGGACUGCCAUUAUCUCUUCGCGGAUGCGCGAGGGUUGGCUUUGCCCCACUUGCAUCAGACUGCGUGGCACCGGGGCUGCUGCUGCCGUCACGAGGCAUGGCACAUGUAGGUUUUCUGAUGCUCGCGUUGGAGUUUGUGGGCUCGGGUCCUUUGUCGUCUUUGCGCAGUCGUUCGCAAUGUGACUCGUCACCGUCGGCAUUGAGCUUUGUGCAGUCUGGCUUGCCUCUGCCUCUUCGUGCAGUGUCCUGUUCAGAGUCUGCCCUUCUCGUGCUGGAAGUCGCCAGCUUGGGUUUCUCGUUGUUAUUGCGAUCUGUGGCUAAAUCUGGUCCGGGACUGCUCGUUCUGAGCAUGACAUGCUUGAGCCCUUCUCUGUCGCUGCGGUCAGUUGCCCGACUGGGUGCGUCCCUUUCUGUGACAGAUCACGUGCAUCUCGACUUCCUACCGCUGCUCCAGGGCGCUGCUUACCCUGAUUUCAUGUCGUUUGUUCCAGACUUCGUGCGCUUGGAGUUGCUCCUUUCGUCAAAGGCUGCUGCUUGUCCCGACUUGGCAGCUUCAGCUCUGGAGACAGCUCACCCGGAUGCACCACCGUUGCUAAGAGGCGUCUCCUAUGCCGGAAGCGUGUUGCUUGCGCUCAGCUUUGCCCACUUCGGCUUCCCACCAUUUUUGCGGAAUUAUGCACAGGCAGGUUUGUCGCUGCUGCCGGCAGGAGCAGCUCGACUGGGACUCUUCCUGCUUGCCUCGGGACAUGCUCACCCUGAGCCUUUGUCACUUCCACAGGGAUGUGCCAGAGUUGCUUCGCUGUUGAGUGUUUUGGCCGCCAUUCAGCUCGGCUUCUCCUUGCUCUUAAAGGGCACGAAGCGUUUAGAGCCGGGGCUGCCUGUGCUUGAUUUUAUUGGUUUGGGCCCUUUCCUGCCACUGAAGGGCCGUUCGCACCUUGGCAGCUUACUUCUCGUGCUAGGUCGUGCCCAUUUGGAGCUAUCUUCGUUUCCAAGGGGUGCCUCGAGGUCAGAAGUAGCUUUGCUUGCUUUGGAUACUGCACACUUUGGCCCCUUACCGUUUCUACGACAGCUUGCUCGGCUCAGUUCUUUGCUGCCUGUGUCGGGAGUCAGUCGGAUGGACUUUUCCCCCUCCGUGCUGUCGGUCACCACAUCGGAAUCUUCGCUGCUUGCUCAGGGCUGCCAGCGCCCGGGUCGUGCACUUUCCGUGCUCGACACAACCAACUCAGCAUCUUGCCUGUUGCUGCGGAGCAUUGCAAAGCUUGGAAGCUUCUCGCCGGCCUUCGAUAGCGCCUACUUUGGCUUCUCUUCGCCCGUCAGGAGCUGCUUGAGGUUAGGCUCAGCUUCCUGUACUCAGGUGAACCACCUGGUGGGAAGCACCUUACUUGUGAUUGGAAUUACAAGGUUGGGGGGCUUUCUGUUGGCCUUAGAUUUCACGCAUCUAGCCUCUUCUGCUUCGGUUCGCGGCUUAGCCUGCCUAGAGCUGAUUUCACUGGCUUUGGACUGCGUGAAUCUUGGCCCGAGCUUGCUGCUCAGAGCAGUGUCCCGACUUGACUCGCGGUUGCCUGCACUCGAUGCCGCCAGCCCCGGUCCGAUCCUUCUGUUGCGAGGGGCAGCCUGCAUGAGUUUGUCCCUUUCUGCCUUGGACAUGGUGCAGCUGGGCUUCUUCUUACCUCUUCAAGGUGCUGCCCGAUGUGGUCCGGCACUCUCUGCCUUGCAGCUAUCGCACCUCGACCCGUUCCCUUCUGUGAAGGGCCGUGCAAGGCCUGGGCCACCUCCCUUAGUACUCGACCUCAUUGGACCGGGUCUGUCGUCACCAUCGCGGGGCUUUGCAAGACUGGAUUUCUUUAUUUCCGUGAGUUCUGUUGCUCGCCCUGGCUCGAGCAUGUUGGCGCCGGACUGCGCGCAUUCAGGGCCACUUCCGUCCUCGCAUGGCCCGGCGCAGCCCGGCUUCGUGUUGUUGGCUCUUGAAGCCGCACUUCUGGGUUCCCUCCUGCUCCUCAGAGGCAUAUCGUGCUCAGGCCCCCUCCUGCCAGCACCGGGUCUUGCAUCCAUCGGCUCGCCGUUGUUGCCUCAAGGUACGGCUUGA